Gracilinanus agilis (Agile Gracile Mouse Opossum) is the source of this 839-nucleotide messenger RNA. RefSeq names its product transmembrane protein 273 (gene TMEM273). The transcript has 5 exons. Lineage: Eukaryota; Metazoa; Chordata; Mammalia; Didelphimorphia; Didelphidae. Bases 1 to 297 code for a protein of 98 amino acids. The record is from RefSeq and is a predicted model, not a curated record.
AUGACUGAUGAAGGAGGAAGACAGGAGAAAACCUGUAUUGUUAGGGACCAGAUUCAAUUAUUAUCUUCUUUUGCAGAUUUUGGUGGAGUUCAGGUGUUGGCAACAGGAAAAUCGGCACUUGUGGAAAUAGAUAUCAAAUAUGCCCUCAUUGGCACUCUUUUGGGAGUCAUUAUCUCUGCUUGUUUUCUAGCAUUAAAGAUUUGUAUGAUCAGAAGACAUAUGUUUGAUAAUGACUCUUCAGAUACAUCCACCCGGAGAAAGAGCAACACAAGAGAUGGUCAAGUGAUCGAACUCUAACUGGCAACUGUUCUCCAAUGGGGUGUCAUUGGCUUGGACAAGGAAUACCCCUCCUGUUUCCAUAGGUGCCUGUGGAUCAGCACAGAAGUUUCACAUUCAAGACUGUUAAUUCACCAGGGAUCAAAAACAACAUGUUAGCUGACAGAGACAAAUGAGCAGAAGGAAAAGAUUCUUAAGUGCAUUUAUUUAAAAAAAUAAAAGAGGAAGUGCUUUCCUUCCUAAAUGAGGAUGAUGGCCAGCUGUAGGGCAAGAGUUUGAGUUGUUUUGUUGUUAAUGGGGAUGGAUUUGAACUGACCUAUGCAUAUAAUAUCCCCCAAUUCCUUUUAUAACCAACAGCUUACAUUUGCAAGAGGGAUCAUGGGUAUAAUCUAUUGCUAUGGAACAUAGGGGAAAAAAAGCAAUCAACCAUCUCACUCCAGUAUCAGACCUACAAACUUAGCCUCAUCAGCACUGUGAUCUAAUGAAUGGCAUCCUCAUCUGCCUUAUAAAUCACUUUCCUUGUUAAAGUCUAACCCCCUCAAUUCAUAGUUGAGGAAACUAAG